This is a messenger RNA of Macaca mulatta (Rhesus monkey), 790 nucleotides long. It is a transcript of the gene H1-5, whose product is annotated as H1.5 linker histone, cluster member. Gene Ontology annotation, biological process: nucleosome assembly. Gene Ontology annotation, cellular component: nucleosome. NCBI's taxonomy places the organism in Eukaryota, Metazoa, Chordata, Mammalia, Primates, Cercopithecidae. Gene Ontology annotation, molecular function: structural constituent of chromatin; DNA binding. The record is from RefSeq and is marked inferred.
AACUUGCUCUUUGGAUUUUGAGCUUAUUCUCUUCUAGCAGUUUCUUGCCACCAUGUCGGAAACCGCUCCUGCCGAAACAGCCACCCCAGCGCCUGUGGAGAAAUCCCCCGCUAAGAAGAAGACAACUAAGAAGGCGGCCGGCGCUGGCGCGGCUAAGCGCAAAGCGACUGGGCCCCCAGUCUCAGAGCUGAUCACCAAGGCUGUGGCAGCUUCUAAGGAGCGCAAUGGUCUUUCUUUGGCAGCUCUUAAGAAGGCCUUAGCGGCCGGUGGCUACGACGUGGAGAAGAAUAACAGCCGCAUCAAGCUGGGCCUCAAGAGCUUGGUGAGCAAGGGCACCCUGGUGCAGACCAAGGGCACUGGUGCUUCUGGCUCCUUUAAACUCAACAAGAAGGCGGCCUCCGGGGAAGCUAAGCCCAAAGCCAAGAAGGCAGGCGCCGCUAAAGCUAAGAAACCCGCGGGGGCCACGCCUAAGAAGCCCAAGAAGGCUGCAGGGGCGAAAAAGGCAGUGAAGAAGACUCCGAAGAAGGCGAAGAAACCCGCGGCGGCUGGGGUCAAAAAAGUGGCGAAGAGCCCUAAGAAGGCCAAGGCCGCGGCCAAACCGAAAAAGGCAACCAAGAGUCCUGCCAAGCCCAAGGCAGUUAAGCCGAAAGCGGCAAAGCCCAAAGCCGCUAAGCCCAAAGCAGCAAAACCUAAAGCUGCAAAGGCCAAGAAGGCGGCUGCCAAAAAGAAGUAGGAAGCUGGCGUGUGAAAACCGCAACAAAGCCCCAAAGGCUCUUUUCAGAGCCACCCA